AUGGGAGGCAGUGCUACCUUUGUCCUGGACUUCCUGUGCCUCUCAGCAGAGUCCAUGUCCUAAACUGUAGAAAUGCACUUGCCUUCCCAGGAUUUUGUCGCUCUCGCCGUCUACAUCUUCACCUUUCUACUGGGCCUUCCCGCAAACCUUCUGGUCCUGUUUGUGUACGUGCGCAAGGCCCGCAAGCAUGGUGCCACACCCAAUGUGGUCUACGCCCUCAACUUGUGCAUGGCGAACCUGGCCCUCGUGGCUUGGUUACCCAUCAAAGCUGUGGAGACUCUGCUUCAGGACUGGAUGCUUCCUGCACCCGUCUGCCCCAUCUACAGCUUCUUCCUCUUCUCCUCGCUGUACGGCAGCUGCCUCUUCAUCACCGCUGUAACGGUUGGACGCUACCUCAGCAUUGCGUUCCCGAUUAUCUACAAGAGGUACCGCCAUGCUCGCAUCUCCUGCUUCAUCAGCGCUGCCUUGUGGGUCUUUGUGCUUCUUCACCUCAGUAUAGCCUUGGUGGCUGAAGGAGGGGCAAACUUUGUCUCUUCUGAUGGGGGCGGCUCAGCCUGCUAUGACCACUUCAACGCCUCCCAGCUGGUAAUUCUCCUGCCUCUACGCUUUGAAAUGGCCAUUGUUUUGUUUUUGGUGCCUCUUAUUUUGACAUCUUUCUGCACACUGCGCUGCGUCACCUUGGUGUGGCGCUCAAAUUUGCGUCCCAUUGGCAAGAGAAGAGUCCUGACUGUUGCUCUGUUCACACUGGCUGUGUUCAUAGUGUGCUAUGCACCCUACAAUACCUCUCAUGUCGUCGGGUUUGUGCGAAAUGAAAACCUCGAAUGGAGGACAUACGCUAUGCUGACCAGCUCUUGUAAUGUUUUCCUGGAGCCAGUGGUCAUGCUGAUGCUGUCGCCGGCUGUUUCAAGAGGAUUCAUGGGGCGGAUCUGUGGACGUCAAAGCCAGUUCAGCCGGAGGGAGGGGUGUAGGCAUCGAUAUUACAGUGCCAACGGGGCUGCUAAUGUUAGGGCACCACCUACAGUCUCUGAGAAGAGCCAUGCAGUGGCCGAAGUGACCAAAGAAAGCCAGCGGUGAGGACUUCAGAUGUUUACCAAGUGAAAAUGUUUAAGACUUUCGUGGACGUCUGGUAGAGCACAAACAUUACUUGUAACCUUUAUGUGUACACCCAGAAAACUAGCAUCACAAUGUCACCUUGCUCACAUCUAGAGCGCCUCAUCCGGACAGAUGAGCCUGCGAAUGAUCCAGAUGGAGUCUCUGUUCCAAACUUUUAAAGGCUGAGUGAGUUUUCAUAAAGGUACUUCGCCCUGUCGUCAGUAUACAAGUUCAAAUCAACUCGUUCCAAAGAAAGAGAAAGAGAAAGAGACAAAAGUCUUGUAAGAUGUAUUUGCCCUAUAGUAACCCCUACUACAGUUAUUCCUGUUGGUGUUUGACCAACUGUGAGUGGUUUAAGGUGCUGCAACUCAUCCAGGAAGUUUUGUCAUACCUUAUAUCCUCUUUUUUUGACGAAGCAACUGCAUGUCAUUGAUAUGGAAGAAAAAGUUCAUGUUCAUUUCUUAGAGCAGUCGGUGAUGAACUUCAUGUGAGACCAAUGAUGUCACCAAGCUUCAACGACAAACAAAAGCAGAGAGAAAUACGGGCAACACAACAGACUUUUUUUUUCUGUUGUGAUUUUUAAUGUUGUGGAGGUAGGUGUCAGACCAGAUGGAUAACAGCACCCUGAAUAAACAGUCUUUUUUUUAAGCUUUCAAAAGCAAAUAUUAAUCGUGUGUGACACCUUUGAGUGUGAAAAGACAUCAGGAUGAGACUUCUUCUUUUAUAGGACAAAAUCUUCAGAGAUAAGAUGAAUCUCUUGGUCCACAUGGCGCCUAAAUCAGCUCCUCACAGCGACUUUCACAGUUGUCAGUCAGUUACUCAUCAUAGCUUCUUAUAGGAAAUAACUUGCAUCAUACUUAAUGAUGUGAUCUGUGUGUUUGUAACUUUUUUUAUUUCACAAAAACAGACUGGAUUAAACGCUAGCUGUGCUUUCAAUGGAAAAAAAAUGUUUCAAGUC
Notolabrus celidotus (New Zealand spotty) is the source of this 2050-nucleotide messenger RNA. RefSeq names its product free fatty acid receptor 3. Gene Ontology annotation, molecular function: bioactive lipid receptor activity. Gene Ontology annotation, biological process: positive regulation of insulin secretion; response to fatty acid; positive regulation of cytosolic calcium ion concentration. The record is from RefSeq and is a predicted model, not a curated record. Gene Ontology annotation, cellular component: plasma membrane. Lineage: Eukaryota; Metazoa; Chordata; Actinopteri; Labriformes; Labridae. The transcript has a single exon.